AUGAUUGCUAGACGAGACCGCUACCGUUGCACCUCACAGAACAUUUUCGAGGACGAUAAGGAACUUUCAAGAGAACAGGAAUGUAGGUUUCUAUGCCACACCAGCGGAUCGCGCGUUGCGGUCCCCGAGGCCGAGGCGACGGCCUGUGGUGCCUCGGCGGAGUGCUCACCUGAUCUUCCGGUUCCCAUCCUCGAGACGGCGCUGCGGGCGGAGAACGUCGGGCCGCCGAGGGGCGCGCCGCCCCCAAGAGUGGGCGCCGGGCAGAGCCUGGUGACGGUGGUGGAGGACGUGGCGCAGGUGGCGGGCGGCGACGCGGAUACGCUGCCGGAGGAUGCUGGUGAAGCGGCGAGCGUGAGUGCGGUAGACGCCAGGGAGGCGUGGUGGGGUGGCGCCAGCGGCAGCGGCGACGCUGGCGGCGGAGACACGCUGGCAGGCGGCGGCGGCGGGGGCGGCGGCGGCGAUGGCGGGCGGUGGCGCGAGUCGUGGGCUUCCGGGAAGAAGGCCGCCGGCAGCUGCAGUGUGGCGGGGCCCGGCGCCGCCCACGGCAGUGACAGCGGCAGCACCGAAGACAGCUCGGGCGCCACGGUGGCCGCGGAUUCGGGCGGCGGCGGCACGGACGCCGCCUCGGGCAAGUCUGUCGUCGGCGCUUCCGAGGGCGGUCGGAGGAGCCAGGGGGCGGGCGAUGGUGGGCGGGGGAGGCAGGGGGGAGAGCGGGGGGUGCCCACCGAAGAAGCCUCCAACGACGCCACCGUAACACCAAGUCUUUGCUUCCACAGGUCACAGAUUUUCCAGCUGAAGCACUGCCUUUCUCUCGUUUCCGGCCACAGCGCUAAGCCUCAGCUCAUGACCUCCGAUGACCCGAGGCGUGUCUCGAGGCGGGCUGGGGCGGUGACCUCUGCGAGUGACGGCGGCGGCGGCGGCGACGGGCAAGCGGCCGCGGUGAGGCCUUUGCCGCGUUGGGAAGAGAUUCUGUGCCGCGUUCACUCGCGCUGCACAAUGCCUAGAGCGAGCCCAGGCCUCCUGCACUUCUCAGCAGCCGCUCGCAGUCCGAGUGCCGAUGCAAAUGGCACUCCUAAUGGCUCUUCAUUAGCCCUCCAUUCCGGCCGAGGCUUCCACGUUCAUGAAUAG
This is a messenger RNA of Penaeus monodon (black tiger shrimp), 1128 nucleotides long. Its product is annotated as glycine-rich protein 1-like. Lineage: Eukaryota; Metazoa; Arthropoda; Malacostraca; Decapoda; Penaeidae. The record is from RefSeq and is a predicted model, not a curated record. The transcript is spliced from 5 exons. The coding region runs from base 1 to 1128 and encodes 375 amino acids.